CAGACCUACAGAGUUAGAUCCAGUCUGCGUUUGUCGCUGUAUGUUCGCCUGUAACGAAAAUAUCAACGAGGAAACCAAAAAAAAAUCGACGCACAAUUCCCUCGGUCUAGUUUAGAAAGUUUGACGGGGUACUUCAAUCUGCAAACAAGAUGAUGCUCGUUGAUUUCUACUAUUAUAACCGAUGCAUUCACUUUUUUCAUGGACCUAAAUCUUAAUUUGAAUGUUUUAGUUCAUCUGCCCGCGAGCGACACAUUUUGUUUUUCCUUUUGCCUGAAGCGUUACUUUCACUUUCGGUGAAACGUCUUCGACUCACGUCGCCCAGAAACUCGAGAGAUUUUCAUACAACACGUAAUACUCAAAACACUUUAAAGUGCAUUAUGUGUGUUAACCUUUGCUCUCACAGAGUUUCCAGAUGGAGAAAGAGGGGAAGCACGACUGAGGUUUUGGGUUCGCCGCAUGUUUUACCAGCUGAUAGGUGAAGAGGAGGAGGAGGGGUGCUGAAGGUGCUGCACCCCUGUCAUCAGCCGGGACAGGCUUUCAUCUUGCUGUUCGAGUCAUGUGAAGGAGCUCUCAUGCUUCGGGUGAAUCAGCAGCGUCAUUUCAUAGUGAAAACAGCUGAAUGUCCUGAGAUGGAUUUUACAGUGGAGGCAACGAUUCAUUUGAAUCUUUUUCGAGAUGAGACAAAGGUGCGAGAAAUCCUCAGGUCACAGGACUUCGAGAUGAGAGAUCUGGGCAGAAAUCAGGUGCGUGUCAGGGGUUCGUUUUGGAAGCUCAAAUGUGUGAGGGUCAGCUUGGAGCAACUUCUUAACUCACAAACCCAGACCAAGACGACGCCAUUCUCAUCCUCACCAGUCCAAACUGUUUCCUCUAAAGCCAUUUCCACACUCUAUACCAACAACGGCUAUGUGUCACAUGGUAACAGAGGCAGGUUAGAAUCCAGAGACAAGGCUCUGCGUGGUUCUCCGUCCUCACCCAACAACUCUGCAUCUUGGGUGUCAAACGCUUCCCACAAUCCUCCAAGCUCUCCGGAGUACAGAGCUUCAUCUUCUCCAAGAGCAGACCAGCGUGCUUCAUUAAGGCACGGAAGCGAGUCCUUUGUUGUUGAUGCAGAUGUGUUUAAGUACGCAGAGCAACUCAGGACAAAAUACAUUCACAUCAUCCAGGAGAACCAUAACGUUGAAAUGGAAGUGCACGAAUCUGGUGAUAGCUCCAGCAUCACUUUACUGGGCAAGAGUGCGAGGGUAGCCGUCAGUAAACUACAGGACCUCCUGGAUGAUCUCAGCAAAUCACUACGCACACAGGACGUUCCUCGGACAGACAUAGAUCACAAAGGUGAAGCUCUUUUAGAGGCAAUUCGGGAAAACCGUGGCAUUUACAGUUCAGUGCUUGUGUGUGAGAUGAACGACAGGCUUCACCUCAUUGGACCGUCUGUCGAAAGCUACGAGUUAAAGCAGAAGCUGUUGGGGAGGCCGGUUGACCAGUCACAACAGCGUACAGGAAGGACAUUAAAGAAAAACCCCAGGGGGAGGAGUAGCUCCCUGCCACCGAUGAACCGAAAGAACACAGGAGACGGUGGAGCCAUCGCUAAUCGGUCUCCUGCAGGAGCUGCAGGUUACUCCCCAUCAAAGCCUGUUGCAGCUGCAGGUUACUCUCCAUCAAAGUACCAGGAUAAUGAACAGGAAGUUGCCAAACCCGAGCAGAGAACUGAAUCUCGUCUUGGUCAAAAUGGAGCUUUAGGGAGAAGAAGCCGCUCGGAGUCCCGCGGAAAAAAGCGUGAAGAAAGGCCUGAUGGCUUUGUGCAAGAGAAGGAAAACAAACAGAAGUCUCCUAAAUCACUGUUGCAGCCUUUACUAAGUGUUAAUACAAAUAUACGACAAAGGCUUAAAAAAUUGAGAAAAUGAAAAAUGAGCAGUGAAUCUUUGUUAAUGAAAGAAGACAGCACUGAGAUCCUGGUGUUAUCUUUCACCAUUUGAUGUGUUUAAAUACCUGCUAAUUUUUUAUUAAAUAAUAGAUUUGAAGAGGCAGUGACAUUGUGUUGUAAUAGUCUUACUGAUACUGGAUUUUUUAGAAACUGUUAUUUGAGCAUUAAAGGAAAUGUUUGACAUUUUGGCAAAUACACUUUAUUAACAUAAGUUCUGAUUUUACACAGGCUCAUGCUCUCAGAGCCAGACCAGCUGUUUCCUCGUGUUUCCAGUUCAGUGCUGAGCUAAUCCCAACCACCUGCAGGUUGAAGCUUCUUUUUUAUUGUACAAACACUGUUCACAUUUACCUUUCAGCAAGAAAGCAAAUAAUUGUAUUUUGCAAAAUGUCAAAUUAUUUCAUUAAAAAUAGGGCUAAAUUCGUCUUUAAAGCGGAUGAGAAAAUCAUUUUCUGAAUUUGUUUCUUUUCAAAAACCCAAAGAAAUUUAAUUUUAAAAUUAUGUUUGGACAAAGGAAAACAACAAAUCACAUUUAUGAAGCUUAAACAAGAGAAUAUUUGGAUGUUUUACU
Toxotes jaculatrix (banded archerfish) is the source of this 2489-nucleotide messenger RNA. RefSeq lists its product as uncharacterized. The coding region runs from base 573 to 1901 and encodes 442 amino acids. NCBI's taxonomy places the organism in Eukaryota, Metazoa, Chordata, Actinopteri, Toxotidae. The record is from RefSeq and is a predicted model, not a curated record. The transcript has 3 exons.